AACAGAGCGUUAAAUUAAACACAAACAAUGGAUUUUACAUUAGAUUUAUUCAUUUACAACUCACUUUCACAUUCUCACUCCACACACACUUUUUCAUGUUUCUGUUUCUCUCUCAAAGAACAUGAUCAUGAUCAUCAUGUGCUGAAGUUGUUACUCUGUUUUAUUUUUUUUUAUAAUCUUAAUUGUUGUUUUUUUGGUAUUUGUAAUGAAGGGUGAAGAAGGGGUGAAGACAACAACAACAACAACCUUGGAAGCUCCGAAGGAUGUUGCAGCUGUUGAUUAUGUUGCUGCUGAUGCUGUUGAAGAAAUUGAAGAGCAUGGAAAUGACUCUUUAGCUGAAAAGGAAAAUUCUCAGGUGGAAAAAGAGGUAUCAGAUUAUGAAGAUGAAGAAAAAGAAGAAGAAGAUGAAGAUGAAUCAGAUGAAGAAAAUGGAGAUGCUGCUGAUCUUGAAGGUCUAUCUCUUGAUGAUGGCUUCUUUGAAGUUGAAGCUAUUCAGCGCAAGAGAUACCGCAAGGGAAAGUUGGAGUACUUUGUGAAAUGGUCGGGAUGGGAUGAGUCAGCAAAUACUUGGGAGCCUCGAGAUAAUUUGGUUGCUCUUCCUGAGAUUGUUCGAGCUUUUGAGGAACGCUUGCAAUCGACACCGCAUCAGAAGCGCAAGCGAACGCAAUCUAGUAAUAGCGCUCCACUCAAGAAAAGGGUGGAGCGUUCCGCCACUCCUUAUAGCCUUAGAGGCAUAAAAACUGGUACAACUAGCACCAACCAUUCAAAGGCGGCUGACAGUAAUUCACAACCCGCCGCCCCUCUCAAUGAGCAACCCAGUAUUCUCGACACUCCUGCAUUUCCUCAGACCGUGCUGUUUGCUGACGAAGUAGAAAAUUACGGUGAAGGAAGCGGUCUUGAAAAAGUCAAUCAGGCUAAUAAUGAUAUGUCUGUGGAUCCUCCAGAAGAUGUUCCUCGAAAGAAUGAGGAAAACGAGUCUGAUCCUAAGCUUACUCCAAACAUCGAAGAAAACAAGUCGGAUCCUAAGCUUACUCCAAACAUUGAAGAAAACAAGUCCGAUCCUGAGCUUACUCCAAACAUCGAGGAAAACAAGUCUGGUCCUAAGCUUACUCGAAAAAUUGAAGAAAAGAAGUCUGGUCCCAAGCUUACUCGAAAAAUUGAAGAAAAGAAAUCUGGUCCUAAGCUUACUCGAAAAAAUAAGGCAAGCAAAUCUGAUCCUAAGCCUACCCCAAACAAUGAAGAAAACAAGUCGGGUCCUAGGAUUACUCGAAAAAAUAAGACAAAGAAAUCUGAUCCUAAGCCUACUCCAAACACUGAAGAAAACAAGUCAGGUCCUAGGCUUACUCGAAAAAAUAAGGCAAAUAAAUCGGAUCCUAAGCUUACUCCAAACAUUGAAGAAAACAAGUCGGGUCCUAGGCUUACUCGAAAAAACAAGGCAAAUAAGUCUGAUUCUAAGCUUACUCCAAAAAUUGAAGAAAACAAGUCGGGUCUUAGGCUUACUCGAAAAAAUAAGGCAAAUAAGUCCGAUUUUAAGCUUACUCCAAAAAUUGAAGAAAAAAAGUUGGGUCCUAGGCUUACUCGAAAAAAUAAGGCAAACAAGUCGGGUCCUAAGCUUACUCCAAACAUUGAAAAAAAAGUGUCUGAUCCUAAGCAUACUCCAAACAUUGAAGAAAAAGAGUGGGAUCCUAAGGUUACUCGAAAGGAAAACAAGUCUGAUUCAAAGCUUACUCCAAAUGUCGAAGAAAACAAGUCCGAUCCUAAGCUUACUCCAAACAUUGAAGAAAACGAGUCUGAUCCUAAGCUUAUUCCAAACAAGGAGGAAAACAAGGUUGAUCCUAAGCUUACUUCAAAGAUUGAAGAAAACAAGUAUGAUCCUAAGAUAACUCCAAACAAGGAGGGAAACAAGUCUGAUCCUAAGCUUAGCGAACAUAAAGCUACAGCAACCAAUGAAAAUGACGCUAACAACCUCGCUAUACAGUUUGAAGAAGCCGUGACUCCUCCUAUAAAACCUCACAUGACUGAGCAGCCAACUGCGGUUUUCACAGAAGGGAUUACCAAACAAAGUGCAGGUAGCGCAGAACCGGUUCAAACUGGCUCCGGACGGUUAGGAACCAGACGGAGAAAAACUAUUGCGAAGAGCUGA
Molecule: messenger RNA, 2143 nt
Organism: Vicia villosa (hairy vetch)
Lineage: Eukaryota; Viridiplantae; Streptophyta; Magnoliopsida; Fabales; Fabaceae
Exons: 5
Coding region: 206-2143 (645 amino acids)
Biological process (GO): heterochromatin formation
Source: RefSeq, a predicted model, not a curated record